This is a messenger RNA of Closterium sp. NIES-67, 2297 nucleotides long. The record is from the annotation of a GenBank genome assembly. Lineage: Eukaryota; Viridiplantae; Streptophyta; Zygnematophyceae; Desmidiales; Closteriaceae.
GUUCCAAGACUGGAUAUGCUCGAAGCUGCCUCGAUAUCAGCGUUGACCAGCAGUAAUAUCUGAAGCUCGAAGGCUGAAAAUUUAGGAUUAGAACCGACUGUUCUAACCAUCGAAUCAAACGGCGGUGUUGCAAUGGCGUUGGAUACAGCUGUAGCCGCCUCGGCUCCGGGCAAGGUACUUCUUGUCGGAGCGUACCUUGUCGUAGAGCCGCCUAAUCCGGGCCUCGUACUCGCCACGAACGCGCGGUUUUAUGCCAUUGCGCAGCCGUUAGUCGCAGAGAGCGAGGAGCAGGUUAGGGGAACUGCAGCAUCCGAGGCAGCAGCUGAGCACAGAGAGAGCUCGAUGACUGUUUGCGUGGACUCACCGCAACGAGGCAGCUGCUACUGCUUCGACCUGUCGCUUGCAGACCUCGCCAUCAGCAAUUGGAGGGAAGGUGACGACGCAUCUAGGAUUGGCUGCAUCGGUCAGGAAGGGAAAGGCGAUGGCGGCAGCUUGCACGUGGUUUCAGGCAACCCUUACGUGGAGCGGGUAGUGCAGGUUGCUGUGGGGGCUGCGCUGGGGGCGAUGGACAGGGACGGAAGGGACGGAAGGGACGGAAGGGACGGACGGGACGGACGGGACGGACGGGGCGGAACAGGGGAGAAGCGGCGGGUGAAGCAACGGCUGGCAAGCGCAGGAGUGCGCAUCACCAUCGCUGGAGACAACGACUUCUACUCCCACCGCCACACUCUGCAACGGCUGGGCCUGCCUCUCUCGGCGUCCUCCCUCUCCCGCAUCCCCCCCUUCGCCCCCAUCGUCAGCAACUCUCCAUCUCUCCACCAUCCUGCCGCACCAGCAGCCCCAGACACACCCGCAGCAGAAGGCGAUUCCGCAACCGCGGGCGCAUCAGCAACAUCAGCACCGGAAGCCGUGAGCGGCGAUGCAGCAGAGACGACACGAGGCCAUGUGCCAGAGGUGGCGAAGACAGGGCUGGGGUCCUCUGCUGCCAUGACGGCUGCUGUCUCCGCCGCCCUGCUGCGCUUCCUUGGCGUCAUUGCGGAGACGGGGACUGUGGCGGAUGAGAGUCCAGAGAGAGGGCCGGAUGAGAAGGGAGACAUUGGGGCCAGAUUCUCUGCUGCCCCAGCCCUGUCUUCUCAGCAGCAGACUGUGGCGUCGGUGUCUCAGAAGCGGGGUCUGUCCUCUUGGGAGGUUGUGCACCGGGUGGCGCAGGUGGCGCACUGCCUGGCGCAGGGCAAGGCGGGUAGCGGCUUUGACGUGGCUGCGGGCGUGUUUGGCUCCAUCUGCUACCAGCGCUUCAACCCCGCCGCCAUGCACUCGCUCAUGGGAGCAGAGGCCGCCAUGACAGCGAGCAGCAUAUCAGCCACGCUGCAAUCACCUCUCUGGGAUCACACCAUCUCCCCUCUGCACCUCCCACCGGGUCUCCUCUUGGUGCUGGGGGAGCCGGGCACAGGAGGCACAGCCACGCCCUCCAUGCUCUCAGCUGUCAUGCGUUGGCGGCAGCAGUCACCGGGGGAAGGGCAGCCCAUUUGGGAGGGUCUCAGGGAGGCCAAUGCGGCUGUAGGUGCUGCUCUCUCGCACCUCUCCCACCUCGCCCUCGCCCACCCGCAUGCAUUCACCGCCACUCUAGAUCACCUGCAGCACGUGCCUCUCAACGCAGCAACCGUGCUGCCUCCACACUCACCUGCGGACCUGGUGCCACAGGGUGACAGCAUCAACAGCAACUCACAAGGUGCCACCACAGCACCACAGGGUACUACAGACUCUAGCAGGACCAUCCUGCAGGGCCUGCUCGGCCUGCAGGCCUCCUUCCUCUCUGUGCGGCGCCUGCUGUCAGCCAUGGGCGCUGCUGCUGCUGUGCCCAUCGAACCCCCCCAGCAGGCGGCCCUGCUGGAUGCCACCAUGCAGCAGCCGGGGGUGGUGAUGGCUGGCGUGCCGGGAGCAGGGGGAUAUGAUAGUGUAUUUUCGGUGGUGGUGGGGGAGGAGGUGGCGAGGAGGUUGGAUGCGGUGUGGGGAGAGAGGGGGGUGAUGCAGCUGGGUGUGCGGAGUGCUGCCGAGGGGAUGAGAUGGGAGGAGGCACAGGGGGUGGUGAGGAGGCUUGAGGUCCAUAGAAGAGGUGGUGCUAAUGCAAUGUGACAAAUUUUUAGUUGCAAACAAAAAGAUCGGCUGGCCAAAGUAGCUUAAGUCCCUCCCCCCCGACUUUGCAUAACUACCAGGUGAUGUAUUUCAUCACAUGAUUUGUAACUGCUGUAUUGAAACUUCACUACAUGUACCUAGCACAAAAAAGUUUUAUAUAUCGG